GUCAUCCAUAACUACACACAUUCACAUAAAUGUUACAGGUCAAACGCAAAAUGUUCCACCAGCUCGCCGCCCACAUCCUCCGCAACCCCACAACCACCGCCGCCGCCGCGACCACAACUACUACUACAACUAUUCCUAUAAUCACUUUUAUUAUUACUACUACCAUUAUCAUCUAAUCAAAGUAUUUCCAUAAUAAAAACAUAUUUCUCUUUAAAAAAAGCUCAUAUAAACAAACAUUGAUAAUAAUAAUAAUAAUAAUAAUAAUAAUAAUAAUAAUAAUAAUAAUAAUGUCUACAAUGGGAAUGAUGAUGUAUCAACCAAUGCCUGCUUUCAAAAGCUCUAAUUCACUCUCGAAUAACACUUCUUCUACUUUCCGAUUUCUGCAUUACAAUUCCAACAAUGCUACUCGUACCAGGAGCACAAGAUGGGUGUCCCCAAAUGCAGCUGUCAUUCCCAAUUUCCAUCUACCGAUGCGCAGUUUUGAAGUUAAGAACAGGCCUUCUACGGAUGAAAUCACGUCUCUUAGGCUGAUAACUGCAAUCAAAACCCCAUACUUACCGGAUGGGAGGUUCGAUCUUGAGGCUUAUGAUGCCUUGGUGAAUAUGCAGAUUGAAAACGGAGCUGAUGCUGUUAUUGUUGGUGGUACUACUGGUGAAGGCCAGUUGAUGAGCUGGGAUGAGCACAUCAUGCUCAUUGGCCACACCAUCAAUUGUUUUGGCAGUUCAAUUAAGGUCAUAGGGAACACUGGAAGCAACUCAACCCGAGAAGCUAUUCAUGCAACUGAACAAGGUUUUGCAGUCGGAAUGCAUGCUGCUCUUCACAUCAACCCAUACUAUGGGAAAACCUCAAUUCAAGGCAUGCUUUCUCACUUUAAAUGUGUUCUUCCUAUGGGCCCAUCAAUCAUUUACAACGUGCCAUCCCGAACGGGCCAAGACAUUCCACCAGCUGCCAUCCAAGUUCUUGCUGAGAACGCCAACUUAGCAGGAGUGAAGGAGUGUAUGGGACAUGACAGAGUAGACGAGCAUACAAAAAAUGAUAUUACCGUAUGGAGCGGAAAUGACGAUGAGUGCCACGAUUCCAGGUGGGACCAUGGGGCUACAGGAGUAAUUUCAGUUACUAGCAAUUUGAUCCCGGGCCUGAUGCGAGAUCUCAUGUAUGAAGGUAAGAAUGCAUCCCUUAAUGCAAAGCUUUUGCCUUUGAUUCAAUGGCUCUUUUGUGAACCCAACCCAAUUGGGUUAAACACUGCUCUAGCUCAACUUGGAGUUAUAAGACCAAUAUUCCGGUUACCAUAUGUACCCCUUCCUAUGAGUAAAAGGGAGGAGUUUGUUAGUAUGGUUAAGCAGAUUGGGCGGGAACACUUUGUUGGUGACAAAGACGUUCAGGUUCUUGCUGAUGAUGAUUUCAUUUUAGUGGGUCGAUAUUAGUCAUUAGUUAAUCGAAUAGUUAUGAUUUUAUUUAAAAUUUCCUAGUGUAUGGUUUCAGACAAGAUUGUGUUUCCUCGGAACCUGAACUUAUAUUUUAACAUGUUUCCUGCUAUAAAUGUUUUUUGUUUUUCA
Molecule: messenger RNA, 1556 nt
Organism: Erigeron canadensis
Lineage: Eukaryota; Viridiplantae; Streptophyta; Magnoliopsida; Asterales; Asteraceae
Product: 4-hydroxy-tetrahydrodipicolinate synthase, chloroplastic-like
Exons: 4
Coding region: 288-1424 (378 amino acids)
Molecular function (GO): 4-hydroxy-tetrahydrodipicolinate synthase activity
Source: RefSeq, a predicted model, not a curated record